AUGAACGAUACGACUUUGCUCAUCACGUCUUUAACCAUCAAUGCAUUGGACGAAAAUGGCCGUCCACAGCUCAUGACGCUCCAAUCCGACGCGCCUCUCCGCUUCACCAUACAUGGAACUGCGACCGAAGGACCACCAGCUGAAGCCCCCGCCCCUCGUCGUGGAGAGACCAUCAACUUGCUUUCGGAUGUGGAAGAGACGAAGAAGAAGAAGAAGAGUCAGAAGAGUCAGACGAUUCGGUCACGAUCGGCGUUGAAGAAAUCAUUCUGCCCGAGACGUCUGACAGCGAAAGCCCAAGUGACAGCUCGGAUUCCGAAGGCUCGGAUUCGGAUGCAGAGGUUGCUCCUGCCCCCACUCCUGUCCCCGCUCCUGUCCCCGCUCCUGUCCCCGCUCCUGCUGUUCGUCCCCGACGCAAUACUCGCCGCACAACUCGCCGCAACCGUCGCAUUGUCGAUGAAGAAGACUCUGAUGAGUAUCAAGAGGUUGAAGCAUCCCAAGAGUUCUGGUAAGAAACAAGAGUACAUUGAGACCGGCCCAGCUGCUGUUGGAGGACCAUCGAGAGACCAAAGAGACAAAGAGACCCAUCUAUCUAUCUGUAGUGUCGUAAUUGCUUGUUUAUAA
Molecule: messenger RNA, 621 nt
Organism: Seminavis robusta
Lineage: Eukaryota; Bacillariophyta; Bacillariophyceae; Naviculales; Naviculaceae
Source: the annotation of a GenBank genome assembly